AUGGCGGCAGUUAUGGAGUCAUUGGCAGCAGUUACGGAGCUAACUACUCAUCGAUUAGAGGAUGUUCAAUUUUCAAAGAAGGACUUUGUAACUAACCCAACUUUAUUGGUGCUUCCAAAUUUGGGUAAUAUUCUGGGAAAGCAAAAUGAUUAUGGUUCGGGUCUAGUUUUAAAUAUGGAUUCGGAUUUGACUUUGGUGGCCCAUGAAAAGAAGGCUGCUUCUAUUAAGCCCAUGUCCCAAAAUGUUUCACUAUUGGAUGAUUCUGGAAAACUUGACCCAAAUAUUCCAUUUGAGGAUGUUACAGUGACUAAUUUACUCUUUGAACACCUUGUCGAUGCUUCUCUCGGGUGGAAAAAGGAAAAUCUGUUAGGGUUUUCAAACCCUCUAAAAGAACUCCGGAUUGGUCCAUUCAUGAAGUCAUCUAUGNUGUUGAAUAUAGCACCUCGUCGAUGCUUCUCUCGGGUGGAAAAAGGAAAAUCUGUUAGGGCUUUCAAACCCUCUAAAAGAACUCCGGAUUGGUCCAUUCAUGAAGUCAUCUAUGGUAAGAAGUUGAGUGUCAAGGGCAAGGAUGUUGGGGAUAUUUUAAAAAGGCAAAGGGUGUCAACAAAGAUGAGGAUAGCUUAA
Molecule: messenger RNA, 624 nt
Organism: Ilex paraguariensis (yerba mate)
Lineage: Eukaryota; Viridiplantae; Streptophyta; Magnoliopsida; Aquifoliales; Aquifoliaceae
Source: the annotation of a GenBank genome assembly